This is a messenger RNA of Plectropomus leopardus (leopard coralgrouper), 1225 nucleotides long. RefSeq names its product neugrin, neurite outgrowth associated (gene ngrn). Lineage: Eukaryota; Metazoa; Chordata; Actinopteri; Perciformes; Serranidae. Gene Ontology annotation, cellular component: nucleus. The record is from RefSeq and is a predicted model, not a curated record.
UGGGGUCCGUGGAGGUAACAUGGGGUUUGUUUUGGUGAAGGUGGCUCCCCUUUUGUAAAAUAUCGGCAUGGAGAUUGAGUGACCCUCCUCUCUGGGCAAAACAAGCUCACAAUAUUGUCUCAUAAAGGGAGGACAGAUUGUCUGUGAGGAUGUCCCGACCUGUCCGGCUCCUGUCCCUGCUGUCCAGACUCGGUGCUCUGACAGUGAUGCCCUCGGUCUCUGUUAACGGCUGUCGAUUUGCUAGCAGAGGGGCCAGUAGGACAUGGAGGGGACAGAGUCAUGAUGUCCUCAGGGACAGAGCAUCAGACAGAUACAGCCAUGAGAUGUCUGAUGAACGCGAACUGGAGGAUUUGGAGGAAGUAGAAGACAAGCUACAGGCUUUGGUUGAGGAGGGGAGGAAAAGGCAGAGGACUGUGAAAUAUCACAUACUGAGAAGACAGAUGACUCCAGCAGGAGCGCCACAGAGGAAGCUGACAUGGGCUGCUAUUGAGCAGAUCAGGUAUCUGAAGCAGGAGCAGCCAGAGGAGUGGACAGUCCAGCGUCUGGCUGAGGGCUUCUCUGUCACCCCUGAUGUCAUCCUGAGAGUCCUCAGGAGCAAGUUUGUUCCCACUGCGGAGAGACAAGUUGCGCAGGAUGCCAAAGUAAUGGCUGAACUCAGUCAGCAGGUGCUGGCCUCAGGUGCUGGGACAGGGCAGGACAGGCUGAAACUGCCUGGAAACCGCACAGCAGCUGCACUUCCACCUGGAGGUAGUAAAGGCGCAGUGGUGCCUGUUGCUGCAAAGACUUUGAUGCUUCGAGGUGAGGGCUCAGGAGCCCUGGACAAGAGUCCCGCCCCUGUUACUCUUCUGCCCACCCAGUUCAGAGCCGGUAUCAGUAAAGAUGUCCCCAUGACGAGAUCAAAAGAAGAGGACAGCACUUUUAACACAGAUCCUACAGAGGAGGACGAAGAGGACGAGGAGGACGAGGAGGACGAGGACAGCUGGGAUGGACGGCUGUUUACUGAAGAAGAGCUUGAAGAGUUUAUGGAAAUGGAAAAGCCAAACCCUGUGGUGCAAGUUGGGAAUGACUUUUUUGAUGCACAGGGCAACUUUUUGUAUAGAAUCUGAGGAUUUCCCAUGUCCUGUCAUGUCCAGGUUGGACAUCUUAUAGUAAUCUGCUCAGUGACUUUCUGAACAGAUUAUUACUGAAGAGCCUAAAUAAAAUAAUUUCAAACUGUUUUUGUCAA